Molecule: messenger RNA, 1068 nt
Organism: Culicoides brevitarsis
Lineage: Eukaryota; Metazoa; Arthropoda; Insecta; Diptera; Ceratopogonidae
Product: acyl-CoA Delta-9 desaturase-like
Exons: 7
Coding region: 1-1068 (355 amino acids)
Biological process (GO): unsaturated fatty acid biosynthetic process
Cellular component (GO): endoplasmic reticulum membrane
Molecular function (GO): iron ion binding; stearoyl-CoA 9-desaturase activity
Source: RefSeq, a predicted model, not a curated record
AUGCAAGAAAAUAUACAUAAACGAAAAAUUAUUUGGCGAAAUGUUAUUAUAUUGUCUUAUGUACAUGCUGUAGCAAUUUAUAGCGCAAUCAACAUAUCACAAUGCAAAUGGCAAGUUUCAUUGUUUGCUUUUUUCAUUGCAAACUUAGCUGCCAUUGGAAUUACAGCAGGUGCUCAUCGACUUUGGACACACAAAUCCUAUAAAGCAAAACUACCGUUGAAAAUAAUAUUAUUGAUUUUCCAAACGCUUUCUUUUCAACAAUGUAUAUAUGAUUGGGCACGAGAUCAUCGAGUCCAUCAUAAAUAUACUGACACGGAUGCAGAUCCACAUAAUUCAAAAAAAGGAUUUUUCUUCUCACAUAUUGGAUGGUUGCUGGUCAAUAAGCAUCCAGAAGUUAUUAAUAAAGGAAAAAACAUAGAUAUGACUGAUUUGCAGAAUGAUCCUUUGGUAAUGUGGCAAAAAAAACACUGUAAUUGGUUUUUACCGGUUGUAGGAUUUUUGGUUCCAGUCUGGCUAUCUGCGAUUUUAUUCGACGAGCAAUGGUUUCAUGCAUGGAAUGCCCAAUGCUUUCGUUAUGUCGUUGGAUUAAAUUUAACGUGGUUACUUAAUAGUGGAGCACAUAAGUGGGGAGCAAAACCAUAUGACAAAAAUAUCAGCCCUACAGACACACUAAUUAUGGGCAUUACAUGCUUUGGAGAAGGAUGGCACAACUAUCAUCACGUGUUUCCUUGGGAUUACAAAACAUCGGAACUUUCAAACUAUGGAUAUAAUUUUACAAUCGCUUUCAUCGAUUUCUUCGCUAAAAUAGGCUGGGCGUAUGAUUUGAAAACUGUCUCUGAAGAAACUAUUAGAAAAAGAAUGAUACGUACUGGAGAUGGUUCAAAUCAAUACAGUAAUAUCAAAAAUAUAUAUUCAAAAGAAAUAAACGAUUCAAAUAAUAAUUGUCAACCAGAUCACAAAACGUUUGACAAUAAAUUUAGCAAAAAUAUUUGGGGAUGGGACGAUAAAGAUUUGGACGAAGAAGAUAAAUUAUUUGUUCAUAUUUACAAUCAAGAAAAUAAACAAUGA